GAUCGUGUUAUAAUAAACGUUAGUGGACUGCGUUUCGAAACCCAUUUGUCGACAUUGGAACGAUUCCCAAAAACCUUACUCGGCGACGAAAAGAAGCGGAAAAAAUAUUUUGACGCGUUAAACGACGAAUACUUCUUUGAUCGGAAUCGACCGAGUUUCAACGCUAUUUUGUACUAUUAUCAGAGUGGAGGUCGUCUCCACAGGCCUUCCAACGUACCAACGGAUGUCUUCACUGAAGAAGUCAGAUUCUACCAGCUGGAUAGUGCAACUCUCGAAAAAUAUUAUAAAGAUGAAGGCUAUGAGAAACCGUUACCGAAACCGCUGCCAAGAAAUCCAUUGCGGAGAAAGUUGUGGCUGAUGUUUGAGUAUCCGGAUAGCUCGCUUGAAGCACGCUUUGUAGCACUGCUCUCAGUCACGGUAAUUAUGUUGUCCAUCAUCAUAUUCUGCCUUGAAACCUUGCCCUAUUUCAGACCUCACAAAUUUUCUGAUAAUGACGAAACUGAGAAUGCAACUGGUAAUGUAACAAAACCAACCGCGGAAGAUGACAUGCCAAAGUUCACAGAUAAAUUUUUCAUGAUCGAAUCAGUCUGCAUCAUUUACUUCAUAUUUGAGUUGGUGUGUCGCUUCAUCUGUUGUCCUAAUGUUAUGGAUUUCAUAACAGAUUUUAUGAACGUAAUUGAUUUGAUCGCCAUCAUUCCCUACUUGAUAACCUUGGUCACGAUGCUCGCCAAAUCGAGCUCCAGUUUUGGAAACCAGGCAAUGUCGUUUGCCGUCGUGAGAGUUAUUCGGCUCGUCAGGGUUUUUAGAAUAUUCAAACUCUCCCGGUACUCAAAAGGUCUCCAGAUACUUGGUCAAACUAUAAGAUCUAGUUCAAAGGAGUUAGGCAUGUUAAUAUUUUUUCUGCUGAUAUGUGUGGUCAUCUUUUCAAGCGCUGUAUAUUUCGCUGAGAUGGACAUCGUCAACACAGACUUUCGAAGCAUUCCCGAGGCCUUCUGGUGGGCCCUGGUUACCAUGACAACAGUUGGUUACGGAGACAUGUACCCACGGGUUCUCCUUGAUACGUCUGGUAAACUAAUUGGAUCCAUGUGUGCUGUCGUAGGUGUUCUCAUCAACGCCCUUCCUGCACCUCUCAUCAUUCCAAAUUUUAAUUAUUUUCGCAACUCGCAAACUCAACGGAAAAACAAA
This is a messenger RNA of Helobdella robusta, 1185 nucleotides long. RefSeq lists its product as hypothetical. The transcript is spliced from 6 exons. The annotation marks the transcript as partial. Gene Ontology annotation, cellular component: voltage-gated potassium channel complex; membrane. Lineage: Eukaryota; Metazoa; Annelida; Clitellata; Rhynchobdellida; Glossiphoniidae. The record is from RefSeq and is a predicted model, not a curated record. Gene Ontology annotation, biological process: protein homooligomerization; potassium ion transmembrane transport. Gene Ontology annotation, molecular function: delayed rectifier potassium channel activity; protein binding.